AUUUGUCAUCUUUCUCGUCGGUGAUGUAAAAUGUGCAUGGCCCUGCACAGGUAGAGCUCUAGCCUGUCGUAAUUUGAUAGGACGCCUUUUGUUAUGGAAAAUCCUCCCUCGAACCGGACGGGGUAUCAAAGAAGCAGAUGUGCGAACCAAAAAAAAGUUGUCGCUAGCGAUGCUGCUGCUCUUUGUAGGCUACAACUUUCCUCUUGUGCUUGUAGGCUGGCUAUGUAGUUCGCUGUAAUACCGACGUUAGCAAUAAACAAGAUGGCCACUGGCUAGCUGGCUGGAUGGCAUUUCGCCCCGUCUUUGUAUAUAAUCGUACCCUCUGAGAUCAGAAGACCAAUUUUGAUUGAUGUGCGGAUUAACUUUUACUUCUGCAAAGAAAUACUAGCGCUCGCUUUUUACAGUCAUCCGCUAUGUAUCGCUUCAUCUUUUUGUGCGAAUAUAUAGCCAGAAAAACACCAGAUUUGAGCUGCCAGCGAAAAGUGCAUGAUGCGUGGCGAACUGGCAAGCUACCUAGCUGCGAAAGGGUCUUUGGAGGUCAGCACUUAUCCUAACCCAGGGAACCUCAUACCUCUACCAGGACCCUACAACCAGAACGUGGCUUCUUCUACUCAGGUGCAAGACCAGCCCAGCAUUUUCCCCCUUUUUUUUCAACCCCUUUUUGUAGCUUUUCUUUCUGUCCCCACAACGGAAGCCAUAUCCCCUAGUGUGGACAGGACUCUGGCAGCAUGGCCGGCGAGCUGGAGACCGAGUGCAUGUCGUCUUUAGGGCUGAACCCGCUGGCGUCCGACUGCAGCUCUCCGCCGCUGGACCCGCUGCGACCGGAGUGCAGCACCACCCCCACUUCGUCGCUCCACAUGCUCUCUGCCGACUGCCCCACGAGCACGCUCAACAGGCUGGCAGCGGUGUCCGAGGUCAGAGAGCCCAUGGUGAUGCUGCCGUGCGUGAAGACCGAGCCAGUGGACCUGGACCCCAUCCAGACGGUGGACCUGUCGGAGAUCCAGCCCCUCAGCACGGCCGAGCUGGGCUCGGACCAGAUCAAGAUGGAGAUCAGCGGGCUGGACUACAUCAAGUCGGAGCACCACGGCGAGCACCACCACCUGCACUCAUUCCACAGCACCGAGCUGGACUCCUACAAGAGUCACUACGAGCCCAGCUUGGUGUUUGACUACAUCACGCACGUCUCGGACAGCCUGGAGUACAUCAAGUCGGAGCAGCACACCGACUUGCAGUGCUACUACGCCACCGAGCUCGGCGCCAUCAAAACAGAGUACGAGCCCAACCUCAUGAUGUCCAGCCACAUCAAGUCGGAGAUGAACGGCCUCGAGUCCAACCACAUGGCCGAGCUGCGGGCCGAGCUCAACAAGCUGCGGCCGGACGCCGUCAUCGACGGCACGCCGUUCUCCUCGGGCACGCUCUACGACCUGUCCUCGGGCCAGGACGGCAAGGGCUCGGCCGAAACCAGCCACACCGGGACCAAGGCGCACAGAGAGGGGCCACGCAAGCCUCGCAACCUCAACGGAGAGAAGCCCUACUCAUGCCCGCAAUGCGGCAAGAACUUCAGCACUCUGGGAAACCUCAAGACGCACCAGCGCAUCCACACCGGCGAGAGGCCCUACAUCUGCCCGCAGUGCGGCAAGAGCUUCGGCCAGGCCGGCAACCUGAAGCGCCACCAGCUCAUCCACACGGGCCAAAAACCUUACACCUGCGCACACUGCCCGAAAGGCUUUACCAAAGCCGACGACCUCCGCUCCCACCAGAGGCUGCACACGGGCGAGAAGCCCUUCUGUUGCCUGGCGUGCGGCAAGAGCUUCAGCCAGUCCAAGGAACUCAAAACGCACCAACUCAGCCACACCGGCGAGCGCCCCUUCUGCUGCCAGCACUGCGGCAAGACCUUCGUCAAGGAGACCAGCUUCCGGAACCACCAACAGCUCCACUCGGGCGACAAGCCCUUCACCUGCUCUCAGUGCGGCAAGACCUUCAGCAAUUCAGGGGUUCUUAAGACACACGAGAAGAUUCACUCAGGGGAGCGGCCCUUUGGCUGCACCCAGUGUGGGAAGAGCUUUGGCCGCUUGGGACACCUUAAAGCACACCAGCAGAUCCACACGGGGGAACGGCCGUACGCCUGCACCCACUGUGGAAAAAGCUUCAGCCAGUCAGGCCACCUCAAAGCACACGAGCAGAUCCACAAACGGGACCAAUCAGACCUUAGCAGUGGUGCAAGCAGCAGUGGCAGUAACGAUAGUAGCUAAACACCUCUUAACCUCUCAGAGUAUUAUUCCUAUUUGUUUUUUUUAUAUAAAAAACUACAGUAUAUAUAUAAAUAUAUAAAUAUAUAUGUUUUCGUUAUGUUUUUCAUACCUUUCUAUGUCCUUUUUGCAUUAUGUCCUUUGGGGUCCAUGUUGUGACUGAUUUGCUCUUAUGCAAGUGUCUUUGUUUUUUUUUGGGAUCAAGUGGCGUCAAGGAGAGAUGUGUAGAGAGCUUUGUACCUUGUCCAAAACUGUGUUGUAGUGGGUGCCGUUCUGGUUUCUUUUUUCCUCCAGUAAAAAACUCAUCAUGUACACAUUUAUUGAUAACAUGUAAUUCCUAAACCAUGUACUGGAAUGAGUUAUUAAAAAGAAACUAAUG
Messenger RNA from Engraulis encrasicolus (European anchovy), 2628 nucleotides. RefSeq lists its product as uncharacterized. Bases 729 to 2252 code for a protein of 507 amino acids. The record is from RefSeq and is a predicted model, not a curated record. The transcript is spliced from 2 exons. Lineage: Eukaryota; Metazoa; Chordata; Actinopteri; Clupeiformes; Engraulidae.